This is a messenger RNA of Xyrauchen texanus (razorback sucker), 2682 nucleotides long. RefSeq lists its product as uncharacterized. NCBI's taxonomy places the organism in Eukaryota, Metazoa, Chordata, Actinopteri, Cypriniformes, Catostomidae. The transcript is spliced from 3 exons. The record is from RefSeq and is a predicted model, not a curated record. The coding region runs from base 42 to 1418 and encodes 458 amino acids.
UAGAAUUGGAAAUGUAAAACGGAGGGAAAUAUUUUGGCAUCAUGGCGCAAAUUGGUAGACUGGACGAAUAUAACCCGGAAAAUGAAUGUUGGUCAGCGUACAUCGAACGUGUGGAACUGUACAUCAUAGCAAACGAUGUGGACGAUACAAAGAAAGUAGCGACUUUGCUUAGUGCUAUGGGUGCGUCAACGUAUGGAUUGUUACGAAACUUGGUUUAUCCGGAGAAGCCAAAAGAUAAAACGUUUGAGGAGAUAGUGGACAUUCUCAAAUCUCACUUCGAAACACAGCCGUUGGUUGUUGCUGAACGUUUUCUCUUUCAAAGUUGCGCACAAAAGCCCCAUGAGACUGUGUCCCAAUAUGUUGCCAAACUUAAACAAUGCGCAUCGAAGUGUGAGUUCGGCGCAAAUUUGGAUGAAGCUCUGCGCGACUGUUUUGUUAGUGGAAUGCAAAAUAAAUCUUGCCAGCGAAGACUGCUUUCGGAGCACAGGCUCACAUUUUCACGAGCACUUGAGAUCGCUCUCAGUAUGGAAACCGCUGAUCGGGACCCGAAACAGAGAGAGCUUGAUUGUUCUGCAGCGACCAUGCAAAAGUUUCAUGUUACCAUAUAUAAGGAUGGAAGUUCCCCAGGACCUAUUUCUCUUGGUGAAAAUGAGUACAAAUGCCCGAUUUGUCAUAAGGUUGGAGGGUAUCCUUCUCUGGUGGCACAUGUACAGACCCAUGAGAAGUGUGCUGUAAAAUGUAAAGAUUUCUCUUAUUGUCUUACAGGAUAUAAAAUAUAUAAAUGCCACCUAGGAUGUGCAGGAUGUGGGCACUAUCACUGCAGCUUUUGCUUCCGAAUUAUAAUUCGAAAAAAUUUAUUUAGUAACCAUAUACAGAAGUGUGCCACAGUCCACCUAUCUACAGAGGCCCCAAAUGUAUGUUCAGGUCUUGGUGCCUUAAAACCAACUAGCUGUCCAUCGGCCAACAACAGCUCACCAGUAUCUACCAAGUGUGAUCCUAUCCCUUUAACAUCCUCAACAAAUUAUCCUAAACCUUUAACAACAACUGGUCUGCCUGCAGCUUUUACUCUUUCACUAGCCCCCAGUACAUCUGGGUCUUCUAGUCAUUCUGCUACAUGCAUCAGACAGUUUGACCACAAAGCCUCUGAAACUCAGAUUUCUUCCAGGACUCCACUUUUACUCAACUUCUUGACAGCCCCGAAGACUGCUGUUUUGUAUCCCACAGUUACAAUACCCUCUGACACUCAAAAUAAUGCAUCAGUAAACCUAACCGAAAGCAUUUCCACCUGUAACAAAAAAAUAACUAAAUCGAUGCUUAAGAGAACAACAUGCUGCUUUUGCAACAAGAUUUUUAACAAGAAAAACAUGAAGAUUCACAUUCAAAGACGUCACUCUUUGUCAAAUCUAGAUGUAAAUUAGAGAUGUGUGAGACUAGUCGACUAAAUUUUUUUCUUUUUCUAGCUGACUGAUAAAUUGUUAAAUUAUCUUUUAUUCUGUGAGUGUAUGUCAUGUUCUAGCUAGUUAUUGGCUAUUUGUCUUUUCCCGAACAGCUGUCAUGUUUUGUUGUAGCUAGAUCUUUUUCUUUUCUUUUUUUUCAUAGACUUUGCUUGCCUGUUAAUUAUUUUCAGCAAUGUGCUGAAAUGAAUCCAAUCAUUUACCAUUAUUCUACAGGUUUCUACAAUUUCAAUACGGUUAUCUAUUUUACAGCUGUACUGUAAUUUCACAGUAAAGUACUGGCAGCACUGGUUCCAGCCAUUUACCAUUAUUUUACAGUUUCAAUACGGAUUUCCAUUUUACAGAUGUACUGUAAUUUCACUGUAAUAUACUGGCAGGAAUAAUAUACUGGCAGGAAUGGUUCCAGCCACUUACCGUUAUUCUACAGGUUCAAUACUGUUUUCCAUUUUACAGAUGUACUGUAAUUUCACUGUAAUAUACUGGCAGGAAUAAUAUACUGGCAGGAAUGGUUCCAGCCACUUACCGUUAUUCUACAGGUUCAAUACUGUUUUCCAUUUUACAGAUGUACUGUAAUUUCACUGUAAUAUACUGGCAGGAAUAAUAUACUGGCAGGAAUGGUUCCAGCCACUUACCGUUAUUCUACAGGUUCAAUACUGUUUUCCAUUUUACAGAUGUACUAUAAUUUCACAGUAAUGUACUUUCCAGCCAUUUACUACUAUUCUACAGGUUCAUUACUGUUUUCCAUUUUACAGCUGUACUGUAAUUUCACUGUUAAGCACUGGCAGGAAUGGUUCCAGCCAUUUACCGUUAUUCUACAGAUUCAAUACUGUUUUCCAUUUUAUAGCUGUGUUGUAAUUUCGCAGUAAAGUGCUGGCAGCUGGGUUUCCAGCAGUGUACCGUAAUUCUACAGUGUUAAUACAAUAUUCUUUAUUACAUCUUUUCUGCAAUUACAAUGUAUAUUACUUCCAGCAGAUUCUCAAGCUAAUAAAAUGUAUACAGAUAUACUUAAAUAUCUUAAUUCAAUAUCUGUAAUAUUUCUAUAUACUGUCAAACACGUGGCAAAUGCACAAAAGUAGUUUUUGAAAAUAGAAAAAAAGGAAGAUUGAGGUGUUUGUUCUUGUGCACUAUUUAUUAAAAACAAACCAAAUACACUGAAUCAACCAGCUGUAUAAUAAAUAUAUAUAUAUUACACGUGGGCGCUCUGACCCCAGCUUAGUUGGGAUAUGCG